GAUUUUUCGUAUACAUUAAGACUGUGCCCUCGCAACGUACGCAGCGGAGCAAAAACUGAAAAAUGCAAAUAAGUCCUAAACAUAUAGAGUUUGAGCCACCGUUCACAACCUCGGCUACAAGCUCCAUUACAAUCACCAACGAUUCGCAAACUAGUAUCGCUUUCAAAGUGAAAACCACAGCCCCAAAGCUUUACUGCGUGCGUCCUAAUGCCUCGAUCGUCAAGCCUGGAUCGAGCAUGGAUGUGUCUAUCAUAUUUCAGGGACUUCCAAAGGAGCCUGCGAUUGGCACCAAGUGCAAAGACAAAUUCCUGAUCGUUUCCGUCCCAUGCUCCGAUGAUCUCGAUCCGAAAUCCGUUUCCACCAUAUGGCCUGAGCUUCAAUCCCAAGCGGGCUCCACCACUGAUGUGAAGGUCAAGGUGGUUUUCAACUACAGUAGCUUAACCAACACUAUCCAGGAAGAAUCUUCACAGCAAUCUAAAUCAGACGACAGGGACCCCGCUGUGUUGGCAGCUGCUCCAUUGGCCAAUGGCCACAGUGGUGUAGAUGAAAAACCUGUCUCCGAGAAGAAAGCGGUGAGUUCCGACGAUGUGUUACCAGAGACCAUGCCUUUGGCCCCAGCUACCACUGACAACAAAGAAGCUGCAGCAGCCGUUGCUCCAGCUAAGCAGGAACCUGCUACUAGCUCUACUUCUUCCAACGUGUACGUUGUGGCCGUACUCUUAGUUAUUGUGGCUGUCAUGUACGCAAAAUUCAUGCUGUGAGGCUUUUUACUGUGCUUUUGCCUACUGAAUUUGCCUGGCGUUUGCAGAAUUUGUGACAAAUCAACGUUUAAAGUUGUUUAGUCAGCUUCGAAAUUGGAGCACUAUAGAACAACCCAACAAGAGUACUCUGCUAAACAUUUCAAGGCUGUGUAUGUGUUUGUAAUCAAUUCUGUGGUUUUUCUA
This is a messenger RNA of Ogataea polymorpha, 944 nucleotides long. RefSeq lists its product as uncharacterized. The transcript has 2 exons. Gene Ontology annotation, cellular component: plasma membrane; endoplasmic reticulum membrane. Gene Ontology annotation, molecular function: FFAT motif binding. Gene Ontology annotation, biological process: endoplasmic reticulum membrane organization. The coding region runs from base 63 to 761 and encodes 232 amino acids. The record is from RefSeq and is a predicted model, not a curated record. Lineage: Eukaryota; Fungi; Ascomycota; Pichiomycetes; Pichiales; Pichiaceae.